CACACCUCACCUACUCUCUCUGCCCUGACACAAGCCCCAGGCUUGCACUGAACUGUGAGCUGUAGGAAGUCCAGGUCCCGGUUGCAGCCACAGGGGAGUCAGAUGCAUCACGUGACCGCGCGGGGUGGAGGGAGGUUGAGUCGCGCGGCUGAGACGCCAGGCGGUCACCUAGCAACAGCGAGCCGCAGAGCAAUGGAGACCCGUAGCAGGGAGCUCCAAGCCGCGGAGUAUUUGGAAAAGCAUCGGAUCAAGGAGCUGGUGAGCUACCUCACCAGCGCCCUUCUAUUUUUCCGGCCGGAAAAACCAAGAGAAUAUUUAAUAUCUCUAUUGGAACGUCUGAGAAUUGCAAAAGUAACAGGCGUAGCAUUCCCGUUCUUUAUGGAUAACUCUAAUGUUGUAUCUAUGUUUGAGAUGAUGGACUCCUCCAACAGAGGCACCAUAUCAUUUGUGCAGUAUAAAGAAGCCCUAAAAACCCUUGGUCUGUGCACUGAAGAUGAAGAUUUAGAAGAUGAUGGACACAGAAUCACUUUGGAGCAAUUCAAGGAUGAAGUGAACAAGAGGAUUACGGAAAUAUGGUCGGCAUUCUAGUAACACUAUAAGUCCAAGAUAAUAAAUGAUUCCAUAAAGUUUUCCAGUUUCAUUAAUUCAGAAUUUCAUCAUUCAUCAUAUAACCUGAAAUCAAACUGGCUUCUUCUUAAAAAGCAAAAAAAACCUUUUUCUGAAAAACAUUAUUUUCCAGUAUUAGGCCAAUUGGUCCUCAAAUUAAGUAGAAUCUCAACAUCUUGUUGAGCCAGUUUAUAUAUUCCAACUUCAUUUAAUGCUGCUGUGGCAGGAAGUUGCCCUGAAGCUGACUGCAGUACUUCUUUCAGGAGUAGUGCAGAACCGACGUUCAAAUUCAGAACAAUACAGGCUUCUUUUAUACUGUUUAGGGAAAACAAAGGAGGGAAGUGAGAUCUACAUUAUCUGCAUCAUCCAUAUUACAACAAUUUGAGAAUCUAAACAGUUUCUCUGCACUGCUGGUCCACAUGUUCACUAUGAAAAUAGGGAUUUAUUGGUUCUUUUAAUGUGGUAAGUUAACAUGGUAAGACUACACAGGUGCAGAGUUUAUAUUUCUUUACUAUAAGGUAAUAGGAUCCCUAUUUCAAUAUGUAUCCAUGCCCCUAAAUACUGCAUAUGAACACUCUAUUAAAUAUAGGUAUAACUUUAGAUUAGAAUAUGGGAAACGACAAAAAUAAGGGAUAAAAUAAAAGCAGAAAGAACAU
Messenger RNA from Cebus imitator (Panamanian white-faced capuchin), 1262 nucleotides. It is a transcript of the gene EFCAB10, whose product is annotated as EF-hand calcium binding domain 10. Gene Ontology annotation, molecular function: calcium ion binding. The transcript is spliced from 4 exons. The record is from RefSeq and is a predicted model, not a curated record. Lineage: Eukaryota; Metazoa; Chordata; Mammalia; Primates; Cebidae. The coding region runs from base 103 to 588 and encodes 161 amino acids.